AUGAGAAGUAAUAAUUAGCGCGAGAAUUAAGAGAAAAGUGUUAGAAAACCAAGUCGUAAUAACUUAGUUUUUUAAUUUAAAUCAAAGCAAUUUUAAGAUGAAGAGGAAAUAGAUUAAAUAAUCAAAUCAUGUGAGAAAUCAUAAAAAUCUAGGAAACUAAGAAAAUUAAGUUAAGACUCUUCUAUGGAAGUAGAAGAAGAAGAGGAUGAUUAAUCAGAUAGUUAAUAUGAAUCAGAUUAUAAUGAAGAUUAUUGUUGGAAAUGUAGAUAAAAAAAUAGACCUUUGUUGUGUUGUGAUUCAUGUUAUAGAUCAUUUCAUAUGGCAUGUAUUGGAAUAAAAAAGAUGCCUCCAGGAUCUUGGUAUUGUCCAUAAUGUUAUUAAUAUGAAUAAUCAUAUUGUCCUUAUUGUGAUGAAUAAAGUACAAAUGAAAAAAUUAUCUGUUCCAAAUGCAACACAUUUAUUCAUUUAGAAUGCGUCUUAAAAGACAUGCCCUUUGAAGCUCUUUUGAGAUCACCAGUAAAUCGGAAACAUAUUUCAGAAGAGUAGUUUUAAUAAUUAUUGUUAUCUGAAAGACCAACUAAGUCUUCCCCAUUGAUAUUUCAUUGCUGUUUGAAAUGUUUAUAAAGUUUUGGUGUUGGAUAAAUCUUAACUCAUUUAAAAUUCAAAGAUUAAUAGUGUUAUUUAAUUCUACUUGAAUAAUCAUCAUAUUUGCAUUGUCAUUUUUUUGGUUAAACUUAAGUUCAAUCUGUAAAUCAAAGAAAGUUGAAAAAUUAUAUAGAGAAAAAUGAAGGAAAAUAAGAUACCUUAGAAAAUGAUAAUGAUGCUGAAUUAUAAACAUCACUAAAUUAUAUUGAAGAAGACAUUUUAGAAUAUUUAGAACCUGAAAGAAUUAUUGGAUGUAAAAGAGGAGCUAAUGAUUAAAAAAAAUAAUGGAAGGAAAUAUUUAAUUAAGAUAUGCCUAAAAUAACAUAAUAUGGAACUAAGAAUAACUAUAAAUUUUUAAUUAAAUGGUCAAGAAUGUUUUAUGAAGAAAGCAGUUGGGAAGAUGCCUACUUUAUUAUGGAAAAAUACAGGGAUGAAUUUAAAAGAUUCUUAAAAUCAAAAAUAUUAGAAGAAACUUAUGGUACUCAAGAAUAUGAUUAAUUUAUUAAACAAUUUUAGAAAGUUCCUCCAGGAAAGGCUAAGAAAAAUCAACCUGCUUGGAUCACUGGUGGAUAAUUGCAUUAAUUUUAACUUUAAGGAUUGUAAUGGUUAUAAAAAUCAUAUGAAACUAAUAAUAAUGUUAUACUUGCAGAUGAAAUGGGAUUAGGAAAAACUAUAUAAACCAUUUCAUUUUUAAACUUUUUAUAAUAUGAAAAAAAAAAAUCAGGACCAUUUCUUAUAAUUGGACCAGCAACUAUCUUAUAUAAUUGGUUGAAAGAAUUAAAAAAAUGGGCUGAAACUUUUAAUGUUAUCGUUUACACAGGUAAUCAAGAAAGUAGGGACAUUAUCAAAUCUAAAGAAUUUUAUUAUAGUAAUAACAACAAUGUUUGUAAAUUUAAUGUAAUGAUUACUAGCUAUGAUAUUGCUAUUAUAGAUUAAUCUAUCAUCAAAAAGAUUAAUUGGGAAUGCCUUAUUGUAGAUGAAGCUCAUAGAUUAAAAAAUAAUGAUUCUAAAUUCUUUAAAGUCUGUUCUUAAUUCUCUAGUUAACAAAUUAUCUUACUUACUGGUACUCCUUUAUAAAAUAAUUUAUAAGAAUUAAUAAAUUUAAUUGAAUUCAUAGCUCCUUAAAAAGUAAAAUAACUUAAAAAAGAGUAAUUAAAUGUUUUAUUUAAUAAUUAAGAUUUAGAUGAUUUCUAAGAAGUCAAAAAAACUACAUUAACAGAAUUAAAUUCUUUAUUAAAACCUCAUAUUCUAAGAAGAACAAAGGCUGAUGUAAAAUUGUAGGUUCCUGAAAUGGAAGAAAUUAUUAUUAAAUUGUGUUUGACAGAUAAAUAGAAGUUUCUUUAUAAAAAUGUUAUGUUAAGAAAUUAUGAAAAAUUGAAAGUUUUAGAUUAAAAAAAAGGGGCUAGUAAGGCUAAUUUAUUAAAUAUUUUAAUGUCCUUAAGACUAGUAUGUAAUCAUCCUUAUCUUUUUACUUACAAGAGAGAGUUUCCAAAUGAAGAUAUAGAAGAAAUGAUUAAUUAAUCAAAUAAAUUAAAAUUUGUAGAUAGAAUCAUUCCUAGAUUAUUAGAAAUGCAACAUAAAAUGCUUAUUUUUAGUUAAUUUACAAUGAUGCUUGAUUUAAUGCAACAUUAUUUAUAAUUAAGAGGGUAUAGUUAUGAAAGAUUAGAUGGAACUACAAGUAUUAUGGAUAGAUAAAGAAUUAUUGAUUCAUUUAAUAAUUCAACUGGUAAAUCAAAAAUAUUCCUACUUUCAACAAGAGCUGGAGGAUUGGGUAUUAAUUUAACUUCUGCUGAUACUAUUAUUUUUACUGAUAGUGAUUUUAAUCCAUAUAGAGAUCUUUAAGCAAUUAGUAGAGCACAUAGAAUGGGAUAAACAAAUAAAGUUAAAGUAUUUAGAUUAGUAAGUAAAUAUACAGCUGAAGAAAGAAUUAUUUAAAUAGCAACUAAAAAAUUGCUUUUAGAAGAAAUUAUUAUAAAUCCAAUUAAUAAAUUUACUAAAGAUGAUUUUUAAUCAAUUUUUAAAGAAAGUACUUGGGAAUUGUUUAAUAAAAAUUUAGAAGAAAAAGACUAAGAAUUUACAGAUGAAUAAUUAAAUAUAUUAUUAUAAAGAGAUAUUGAAUAGUAAUCAGAUUAACAAUAUGUAAAUUUAAAAAAAAAUGAUAUAAAUGAUUAUUAUUUAUCAGGAUUCAAAUUUACGAGUUUUAAUUUAGAAUAAGUAGAGAAAGAAGGUGAUGAAAGUCAUUAGAAUGUUAAUUUAGAUAAAUAUUGGGAAACAUUUUUAGAUGAGGAAGCUAAAGAAUUUGCAGAAAAAGAAUAAUAUGAAUUUGGUAAAGGAAAAAGAUUAAAAAAAUAAAAUAUCCCUAACUAUCAUGAAGAUUAUCAUCAAUGUAUUAUAUAAAUUAGAAAUAUAAUUAGUUUCAUCAUCCUAAUAUAGUCCAUCUGAUUAAAGUUAAAGAACUGGAUCAGAAUAAGAAAAUGAUGAGAAUAAGAAAGAUUAGAAAGUAGUAUCAGAGAGAAUGUAGAAGUUAAUAGAUAAAGAUUUAUAAAUUAUGAGAUUUUUCUAAUAAACUGUUCUUGAACAUUCAGAAUUAGCAUAACUUAGUGUUGAUAAUGAUAUAGUGACAUAUGGUUUUACAGCUUAUCAUAGAUUAGAAUUUCUUGAUUUUGUUUUAUCUUUUGGAAUGGAUUUCGAUUCAAUUGAUUAAUUUUAUUAAGCGUAAUAAUUUAUUAUUUAGAUAUUAGAUUAUAGAGAGAAAAACCUUAAUGUUUUUCACCCGAGCAUAAACCUAGUAAUGAUGAAUUUAAAAAGUAUGUUAAAGAAUUUUAUUCUCUACUUUUGGAUUAUGAGUAAUUCAAAGAUAAAAAAAAUAUUGCAUUUUGUAAAAUUAAUCCUAAGGAUAUAUUUUAUAGAAUUUGUGGAUUGAUCUAUUUAAAAAAGAAAUAUUAAUUCUACUAAAACAGACAAGCAAAAUUUACUAUUAAGCAUGAAAGUAUAAUUAAUGAACAUUAAUUUUUUAGACUAUUAAAAAAAUAAAGUACAUAAGGAUUAAGAAUAAAUUAUAUACAAAAAUGAAGAGUGGACAAAUUUCGAUGAUUUUACUCUUUGUAAAUAUAUAGCUGAAAAAGGUCUUAAUUCAAGUAUGUAUUAUUUUGAUAAUUUAAGUUGAUUAGAUUGUUGAAGAUCAAGGUUACUUUUAAUUUGCUUCAGAGAUACAAGAAUAUCCAUUCUGGUUUAAAUUAUUUAGAAAAAUUGAAUAGAUUCAAUUCGAAUAGAUUUAAAAUGAGGAAUAAGUUAAGAAAUAUCUGAAGUAUUGGAUGUAGUAAAGAUGUUUAAUGUUAAUGAGUUUAAUUAUUGAUUCUGAAGAAUGA
Paramecium sonneborni is the source of this 4013-nucleotide messenger RNA. NCBI's taxonomy places the organism in Eukaryota, Ciliophora, Oligohymenophorea, Peniculida, Parameciidae. The record is from the annotation of a GenBank genome assembly.